This is a messenger RNA of Echinops telfairi (small Madagascar hedgehog), 951 nucleotides long. Its product is annotated as olfactory receptor 1F1-like. The transcript has a single exon. Gene Ontology annotation, cellular component: membrane. Gene Ontology annotation, molecular function: G protein-coupled receptor activity; olfactory receptor activity. Gene Ontology annotation, biological process: G protein-coupled receptor signaling pathway. The record is from RefSeq and is a predicted model, not a curated record. The coding region runs from base 4 to 951 and encodes 315 amino acids. NCBI's taxonomy places the organism in Eukaryota, Metazoa, Chordata, Mammalia, Afrosoricida, Tenrecidae.
UCCAUGCCUAUGAACAGGGCAAAUCUGUCGAGUGUCUCCGAGUUCCUCCUCCUGGGGCUCUCGUGGCAGCCCCAGCAGCAGCAGCUCCUCUUCAUGCUCUUCCUGAGCAUGUACCUGACCACGGUCCUGGGAAACCUGCUCAUCAUCCUGGCCAUCAGCACAGACUCCUGCCUGCACACCCCCAUGUACUUCUUCCUCAGCAACCUGUCCGUCGUGGAUGUCUGCUUCUCCUCCACCACCAUCCCCAAGAUGCUGGUCAACCACAUCCUUGGGAGUCAGUCUAUCUCUUUCCCUGGGUGCCUUACCCAAUUGUAUUUUCUUUUCAUGUUUGCCGACAUGGACAAUUUCCUCCUGGCUGUGAUGGCCUAUGAUCGCUUUGUUGCCGUGUGCCACCCCUUACACUACACAACAAAGAUGACCCCUCAGCUCUGUGCCCUGAUGGUCAUUGGAUCAUGGGUUGCUGCCAACCUGAAUGUCCUAUUGCAUACCCUACUGAUGGCUCGGCUGUCAUUCUGUGCAGACAACCGGAUCCCCCACUUCUUCUGUGACGUGGCUGCUCUUCUGAAACUCUCCUGCUCUGACACAUAUCUCAAUGAAAUGGUGAUUCUGUUUGAGGGGGGCUUGAUAAUGACGAUACCAUUGGUUUGCAUCUUGGUGUCCUAUGUUUGCAUCACCUCUGCUGUCCUGAGAGUCCCAUCUGCAAAGGGAAAGUGGAAAGCCUUCUCCACCUGUGGCUCCCACCUGGCUGUGGUUUCCCUCUUCUAUGGCACCAUCAUUGCUGUGUAUUUCAGCCCAUCAUCCUCCCACUCAGCUAAGUCAGACACAGCAGCUACUGUGAUGUACACGGUGGUGACCCCCAUGCUGAACCCUUUCAUCUACAGCCUCAGGAACAAGGACCUGAAAGGGGCUCUAAGAAAAGUGAUUGGGAGAAAGAGGAUUUCUACCCAAUGA